Molecule: messenger RNA, 2312 nt
Organism: Pygocentrus nattereri (red-bellied piranha)
Lineage: Eukaryota; Metazoa; Chordata; Actinopteri; Characiformes; Serrasalmidae
Exons: 5
Coding region: 22-939 (305 amino acids)
Biological process (GO): response to bacterium
Source: RefSeq, a predicted model, not a curated record
AACAUCACCCGGGUGGUGUGAAUGUGUGUGAUGAUGCUUUUCUACACAUGUGUGAGGCAACUUCUGAAAAGAAAGACAGAAAGAAAAAAAAGCUGUGGUCAGGGCAAGUUGAACUCCCACUUCCUCUCACUUCUUUGGCUCAAUUUCUUGUGUUUGUGUCUGAAGCUCAGCAGUGAGCAGAGUGACGGAGUCUUCGGUGAAGCUUGUGAAGAGCAUUCAAGCUGCAAGAUGAAGAUCCUACAGCUACACUUCUGUCUGCUGCUGUGGUGUGGAGCUCCAGAGGGCUUCACAGAUAUGCUGGUAGAUCUGGGACAGAAUGUGACUUUAAACUGUGAGACUGGUGUAAAAGAUGUUUACUGGUUCCUGAUGAAGCCCUCACAGCCUCCAGUGUAUAUAUUACGAUCUUUCAAAAGCUCAGCCACAGUGGCUUCCUACAGUAACAAUAGCUUCAGCAAAAGAUUCUCACUGCAGAUAAAUAGUAGUUUAGUUAUACACAAUAUCACUUUGGAUGAAUUAGGAAUUUAUUACUGCAUCUUCAAUGAAACCCCACCUAAAAUUAGCACUGGCGUCAGGAUAUGGCACAGCAGUGAAUCACAUUUGAACUCCCCCAACAAGACGGAGGAGGAUCAGCAGUUGUGGAACCACACCAAAGACCACAUAGACAUCACAAGACAUCAGCAAACGCUUCUCAUCAUUUCUGGCUUGACGAACUGUGUUCUGUUCUGUGGAGUAAUAGGUCUGACAAUUCAGCGCUGCAAAAGGCCUCCAAAACUCUCACAACAACCACAACCUCCGGAGUCGAAUGUCCAGCGGCAGCAAGACCUCAAUGUACAGUAUGAAGAGAUCGAACUCCCCACGUCAACCAGUGGUGUGAGGCAGAGUCAAGCCAACAGCACGUACGUUAUGUUACAGUUCCCGAAACCUCGGCAAGGAGCCUGAAGACCUGCACUCAUCUUACUUCAGAGACAUGUUGGCCAUGCAGCAAAAGACGUUUGAUUUCUGUUGUUUCAACACUGAAUUGACAUGCAAAGAUCAGUACUGACUGGAGUUGACCUGGCAGAGCUGUGCAACAAUAGUGUUGACACCUCCAUCAACACUUGAGGUGGAGGUGAGAUUUACUCUGUACAUGUUGGAGGAAGUGUGGUAGCAGGUCUGCCCUAUGGGUGAAACAUCAUGAGUCUCUUCCUUCGUACUUCUUAUACGUUUGGCCAUAAACAUUUCACCGAUUCCCCCCUCACGAUGGCCAUUCUGGAGUAACUUCACGGCCUUUCUAACUUCAGUAGCAUGUUGCCGUUCUUGGAAGAAAACCUUGUAUCUCCAAAAUGUUAACUUUGAAUGCAAGUCAAUGGAACCAGACUUUUUUCCAGUUGAUUUUAGGCAGUUUCUUUUGGUCCAUUCAUCUUCAAAUUUGCACACAAUGUAAAGAACAACAGGCAUUUUCAAAUCAUGUCAAAAACAGAAAAAUGACAAAAAUGGAAAAUACAAGGUUUGCAUAUAAGCUAUGCGCUACAAAGUGCAUCUUAUGGUUCGGGUCCACGUUUGCAUUCAUUGUACACAUCGCCCAGCAGGAAGCUGAAGGACCUUGGGACACAUUUGCAUGACCAUCAUGAGACAUUCCACAUGAACCAUCCUCAAACGGAUACUUGGUUUUGGUGCGUCAGCCUGUUAGCACAUUAGCUGUUGCCCUAAUGGGUCUGUAAUAGAGGCCUGAUGAUGCACGAAUGUAGAAAGCGUAGAAACCUGCUGACUUUCCCAGGUUAGAUGACUAGGCUGAACUCCAGAUGGUCGGAUGUUGUGCAAUAACACGCUGCAUGACAUUUUGUCUGGGUGACUGCAGUCAUGCUAACGGUGAACAAACUUGGUUCCUUCUUCUGAAUAAAAACAAACGCUGUGGCCUUGUGACUUAAAUAACUGUGAAUAAAAACUCUUUAAUAAAAACUAAAAACAUUUUGCGCUGUAAAGGCAGUAAAGAGGAACUUGGUGCGAACAGCCUUGCAACCAAGAACACUUUUAGCCACGUGUUCACCCAGAGCGCCUGUAGCGCCUGUGGCUUCAGUGGUAAAGCCGCUUGCAUCGGUUUAAAAAAUGACGACUGCAGCUGUGAAACACUUUCCAGUCUCCUCUUUUAUUACGGUUCAACUUCUCAUUUAUUUAAACACACAAAUACAACAUUGCAGACAAACUCUGGUCUCGCCAGAAAUAGUCACUCGUUUUCUACAUCUGGCACAUCAAUUUUACACGUUUGUAUCUGUACCAUAAGCCGUACAAAUGCACAUGGAUGUGAUGAGCAUCAUACUGCAUGUCCAGUGUAU